Molecule: messenger RNA, 582 nt
Organism: Rotaria sordida
Lineage: Eukaryota; Metazoa; Rotifera; Eurotatoria; Philodinida; Philodinidae
Source: the annotation of a GenBank genome assembly
AUGGUCGAAUCAGCUAAAUCUGGUGAUAAAAAAACGAAUACAUCAUUUUAUGGUAUUGUAUUUUGUACUCUUGUGAUCAUUCUUGCAAGUAUUUUAAUUCAAACACGUAAUUCACCACCUGUAAACGAAUAUCUUCCUAAAACAAUAUCAUCAGCAAAACCAUAUGAAACAUUUGAAGAAUUUUAUCCACAUUAUCUUCGUGAACAUAGUCAAAAAACGACUCGACAAUGGCAUUAUGUUGGUACAACUCUUGUUAUUAUCAGUGUUUUAAUAAAUCCUAUUCUAUUAAUUCCAAUAUCAGCUGGAGGUUUAGCUGCUUAUUCUGUAGUACCAUUCUUUCGUCACAUAUCAACUGGUUUAUAUGAAAUGGGAUUGUUCAUGAUAAUUUAUCUUAUUGGCAGUAAAUUAUUAACGCGUUCGUUUAAAAAAGCAUUUCUACCACUGCUAUUAGGAUACGGUUUUGCAUGGAUUGGCCAUUUCUUUUAUGAGCAUAAUAAGCCUGCAACAUUUAUUUAUCCAUCUUAUAGUCUUAUGAGUGAUUUUCGAAUGAUAUAUGAUGCGGUAAAAGGACAAUUUUUUUAA